Molecule: messenger RNA, 782 nt
Organism: Camellia sinensis
Lineage: Eukaryota; Viridiplantae; Streptophyta; Magnoliopsida; Ericales; Theaceae
Product: Dynein light chain type 1 family protein
Biological process (GO): microtubule-based process
Cellular component (GO): cytoplasmic dynein complex
Molecular function (GO): dynein intermediate chain binding
Source: RefSeq, a predicted model, not a curated record
UCUCCAUUUUCCCUCAAAACUUUCCUUGAAGCCUAUGGAACCCACAAGCUCCUUCUGACUCAGGUCGUUUACAUUACAGAGAGAGAGAGAGAGAGAGAGAGGAAUGAGAAAAUGGACGCAGCAGAGGAAGAGUUGGAGAGGAGGAGCAAGUUCUUGAACAGUCUGAUACUGAAGAAGAAAGCUAUAGACCAACAAGACCACCAUGAGCAACUCAAUAUUCGUGUUAGAGCCUCUGAUAUGCCUUUGGCUUUGCAAAAUAGAGCAUUUAGGUGUGCUAGAGACAACCUCGAUUCCAUGCCUGGAAAGCUUGACAGCAAACGCCUAGCCCUUGCCCUCAAGAAGGAAUUCGACUCAUUGUAUGGUCCAGCGUGGCACUGCAUAGUGGGAACAAGCUUUGGUUCGUAUGUUACACAUUCCAUAGGGGGGUUCUUGUACUUCUCAAUCGACAAGGUUUACGUCCUUCUUUUCAAGACUGCUGUUGAGCCUUUGGAACAUUGACAUUUGCUACAAAUUGCAUUCCAAUGAUGUGUGAUUCCCAAAAUUAUGAGCGGAAUGUCAAAUUACGUGUAAAAUUAUAGACUAGAAAACUGAAAAGAAAAGGAAAAUUUCUACCCCUGUAUUGUACUUCUUUGUGUUUGCGUUGAGACUUCCCUUGUCAUAUUUGUAAGAGCAUACAAGAAAACUGGUUUGUUCAUGAGUUUAAUGUUUCAUUCAGUUCAAAUUCUAGGCUGUCAAACUUAUGGAAGUUAUAACAAUGAUUGUAUUCUGUUGCUUCUAUGCUU